Ictalurus punctatus (channel catfish) is the source of this 1855-nucleotide messenger RNA. RefSeq names its product YEATS domain containing 4 (gene yeats4). The coding region runs from base 162 to 842 and encodes 226 amino acids. The record is from RefSeq and is a predicted model, not a curated record. Gene Ontology annotation, biological process: regulation of DNA-templated transcription. The transcript has 7 exons. Lineage: Eukaryota; Metazoa; Chordata; Actinopteri; Siluriformes; Ictaluridae.
CACUCUUAUCACCGCACACUUCACACUCCCAUGCUAAUCUGAUGAAGUGAAUCUCAGACUGCGCUUCAUGGCAAUUUCACACUUUAAUCCGGAUCAGUUACAAAACCCAGAUUUAUUUCUUUAUAAAAUAAUCCGGAUUGAAUAUUUGCUCUGUCUGUACUAUGUUUAAGAGGAUGGCUGAAUUUGGUCCGGAUUCUGGAGGCCGUGUGAAGGGCGUGACCAUUGUGAAACCCAUCGUGUUCGGUAACGUUGCUCGAUAUUUCGGUAAGAAGCGUGAAGAAGACGGACACACACAUCAGUGGACUGUUUACGUUAAACCGUAUAGAAAUGAGGACAUGUCCGCUUACGUCAAGAAGAUCCAGUUCAAACUACACGAGAGUUACGGAAAUCCUUUACGAGUGGUGACGAAGCCGCCGUAUGAGAUCACAGAAACCGGCUGGGGAGAGUUUGAGAUCAUUAUAAAGAUCUUCUUCAUCGAUCCCAACGAGAGACCGGUCACUCUGUAUCACCUGCUCAAGCUGUUCCAGUCCGACUCCAGCGCCAUGCCCAAGAAGACCGUCGUCUCGGAGUUCUACGAUGAAAUGAUCUUUCAGGAUCCAACAGCGAUGAUGCAGCAGCUGUUAAACACCACGAGACAGCUCACGCUCGGGGCCUACAAACACGAGACCGAGUUUGCAGAGUUGGAGUUGCGUACGCGGGAGAAACUUGAGGCAGCGAAGAAGAAGACGAGUCUGGAGAUCUCUGAGCUGAAGGAGAAGUUGAAGGCCUCCAGAGAACACAUCAACUUCCUGAAGGAGGAGAUCCGCAAACUGGAGGAGGAGGACCAGCUGAAGGAGCACUAAGCAGAGCCGAACACACACACCUGUGUGACGCUGUGAGGACCUCCUCAGCUCUGUGGACUCCAUGAACUUGAUUUUUAAAGGUUCAUUAUUUCUACACUGGACUUGUGAACUUUUAAUGUUGGUGUAAAAGUGAAAUAGCAGUGAGAACGUCCCGCUCAUUUCUAGAGGUGAAAAAAUGUGAAGUUCGUUCGUGUCGUAUUGCAGACCUGCGUAUGUUUAAAAAUAAAAUACAAAUACAGUCUUCUUUUUUUCCUCCAGAUAAGCCAGUGAAUCUGGAAUAGUUGACAGCUGUGUAAGUGUUUUGAGCUCUGAAAUAUUAACUGAUCCCCUGUAAGCCCCGCCCCCUUUCCCGCAUUAGUAAUCUCUUCAGCUCGAAUUUCCCGCUUGAGAGAUGCGUUAAUGCUGCGUCCUCGCUUUCUGUCGCAGGAAACGGAGCGUGUUUAGAGUUGUUUAGAGAAUGUGAAAUAAAAUCUCAGUGUGUGUUCCACGUAGCUAACCUUACACACGUGUAGCUAACGUCUGUUACAUAUAUUUAUUAGGAACGCGCUAAAUAUUCAUCCUGAUGUUCGGUCACAACUAGUAGAAAGUGGUUUUAAAAGUUUUGCUGAAAAUGUUCGGCCGUCUGGAAACGUUUCACAGUUCCUCCGAGGAAUUUCACACACGAGAGAUUUGUAAAACAACUCUUUCUAAAAUGUGCCAUGUUAUCUUUUUACUGUUUACUCCUCCCCUUCCAUCACCCCUUUCCAGAGGACUACGUGUUAUAUUCGUCUUUAAGUCUGCGUUUCUUGUUUCUCUUUGUCUUUAAGGUUCGGAUGGAUCGUCUACCGGUUCUGUAUCAUUAAAGCGCAAUUUUACAAUGUGUGUGGAUUUAACGUAAAAAUUAUGUUUAUAUUAGUAACUCUUGUACAGGUUUCUCAGUAGUUCCCGAUGCUGUAUUAGGGGGCGUGGCUAUGUAUGAACUUACUUUGUGAUGUCGCUAAAUCAUAAUAUAGAAUGUAAAUUGUUAGAGGAAA